UCACUCUCUCAUCCUCUAUCGAGCUGCCCUGAGCUGCGGAUCUAUCCCAACGAGGCAGGGCUCUACACUGCCGCGCUGAGCUCCAGCAUCUGAUUAAUACAGACCUCCAGCUCAGGAAAAGUUGUCUAAAAACGAAGGCGGUCGUCGUCGAGGGCGCCAGACUGUAAUAAACAGAGCUGUAAUUGCGCUACUGGAAUUAAAUCUGAGCACGAAAGAGAGACUCGGCACCUCAAGAAGCAGCGAAAAUAGCGACUGUGAGGGAACAUUUCUUUCUCAGAGCUGCUGAGACGUGUGAGGAGAAAUAAUGAGGAACGGGUGGAUGUUGCUAACUCUCUGGGCACUGUGCUUUUGGGGCGAAGGGGUGCUGAUGUCAGGUCAUGCCUUAGUGGAUGACUUGUAUCUGGAGGAACAGCAGUCGGGUGAUUUUCCUGUCGAUGAUGAUGACUUCAGCUCUGGCUCAGGAUCAGGUUUCGGUAAUAAUGAUGAUGAGGAUUUGAUAGUGAUCUUGCGGAACAUGGAGCCCAUUGAGGAUUUCACCCAGACCAGCAGCCCCAGCCUGGAGACAUCUUUGCUUCUAGAGGUAGAAUCAGCCAUGGACACCACCGUGGAAGACAGAAUGGAGACAGAGGUGUCUGAUUAUCAGACUGAGGAGCCUCAGGUCAGUAUUGUAGCCACCAGCACCAGCAGUUCCCCUGGUCCACAUGAAUCUGACAAGCAGGUGCGCACAGAAAACCUCUUCCAGAGGACAGAGGUGCUGGCAGCUGUUAUAGCUGGUGGAGUGAUUGGCUUCCUGUUCGCUAUCUUCCUCAUCCUCCUCUUGGUGUACCGCAUGAGGAAGAAGGAUGAGGGCAGCUACGAUCUGGGGGAGCGUAAAACACCCAGCACAGCCUAUCAGAAGGCUCCAACCAAGGAGUUCUAUGCCUAAAUGACCAAGCAUUCUUAACAUUAACAUUCAUUUGACAACCAGUUCCUCAGUCUUUUAAACAAAAAGCUGGAAUGAUACAAGACUGAGGAGGGUUUUAUUGGAAACCUUAUUUAAUAACAAAGAUAUUUUUGCUUCAUAAAGCCAAUCAGGUCUUGUGUUUUCAUUUUGGAUUACAAUUUGUUUCUUUUGUGGAUUUUGAAAUUGUUGGAGAAAAUAAUAUGUAAUAUAAAACAGUGGAUCUUUUGUCAUGACUUUAUCCCUUGACUACUUUGUAACUGUAGAGGUAAAUGUUUGUAUUAAAAAAAUGAGGGAAGAGGUUGAAA
This is a messenger RNA of Pygocentrus nattereri (red-bellied piranha), 1248 nucleotides long. RefSeq names its product syndecan-2-B. Gene Ontology annotation, cellular component: membrane; cell surface. Gene Ontology annotation, biological process: cell migration. The transcript is spliced from 5 exons. Lineage: Eukaryota; Metazoa; Chordata; Actinopteri; Characiformes; Serrasalmidae. The coding region runs from base 305 to 925 and encodes 206 amino acids. The record is from RefSeq and is a predicted model, not a curated record.